This is a messenger RNA of Passer domesticus (house sparrow), 504 nucleotides long. RefSeq names its product small ribosomal subunit protein eS19-like. Gene Ontology annotation, biological process: translation; ribosomal small subunit assembly. NCBI's taxonomy places the organism in Eukaryota, Metazoa, Chordata, Aves, Passeriformes, Passeridae. Bases 1 to 504 code for a protein of 167 amino acids. Gene Ontology annotation, cellular component: ribosome; cytosolic small ribosomal subunit. Gene Ontology annotation, molecular function: RNA binding; structural constituent of ribosome. The record is from RefSeq and is a predicted model, not a curated record. The transcript is spliced from 2 exons.
AUGCCCCCUGUCCUGGCACCUGGCAGGCUGCAGCCUCCUCCAGGCCAUGGCACAGGGACACAGGUCCUGGGUCCUGGCCUGUGGGGCCAUCUCUGCCACUCUGCUGUUCACCAGGCUUCUCUGGAAACGCUGCUUUGUGUGGCCAAGUUCCUGAAGAGGAAGGAUCUUGACAAAGUGGUGAAGAAGAAGAAACUGUGGAUGUUUGCAGACACCCUGAACCAGUUUUACACAAGAGCAUCCUCCACGGCCCGGCACCUGUCCCUGUGCAGCAGGACCGGCGUGGGCUCCAUGCCCAAGGUGCCCUGGAGCCGGGAGCCCUGCGGGGUCCGGCCCGGCCACUCCAGCCACGGCUCGGGCACCGGGGCCCGCCGGGUGCUGCAGGUGAUCGAGGCACCCAAGGCGGUCGAAAAGCACCAAGACGAGAGCCAGAAGAUGACUCCGCAGAGGCAGCGGAACCUGCAUCUCAUCGCUGCGCAGGUUGCCACUGGCACCAACAACCACUGA